GGCUGUAAUGAUUGAUCUGGUAUUGUGUGAAAUCAAAGUGUACGAUUCAAAGGUUUCACUAAUUCCAGAUGACAUCGUAAAGGAAGAACUCGGCCCGCUAUCAAUUACGCUUCCAAAUCUUCUCAACACCAUCGACUUUUAUGAAGAAGGUGUUUAUGCAAACAAUUGCAGCCGAGAUUGGUGGUGUCCGUGGCCAAUAGAGCGUGUGGAUGUUCCACAACAGUCUAAUGAAGGCGAUUGUGGCAUGUUUGUGUUAAAGUACAUUGAGCUUUUCAGCGCUGAGCUUCCGUUAGCUACUUGCACCUCGCACAACAUGCCUUUUUUUCGGUUGAAAUUGGCUGCGGAGAUAACAAGGGGAGAUGCUUACUUCCCAUGAUAUUGGUUGAAGAUGACAAAUGGUACAUGAGAAGGUUUUGGGAAUGUCCA
Prunus persica (peach) is the source of this 426-nucleotide messenger RNA. RefSeq lists its product as uncharacterized. Gene Ontology annotation, biological process: protein desumoylation. Lineage: Eukaryota; Viridiplantae; Streptophyta; Magnoliopsida; Rosales; Rosaceae. Gene Ontology annotation, cellular component: nucleus. The record is from RefSeq and is a predicted model, not a curated record. The coding region runs from base 8 to 376 and encodes 122 amino acids. The transcript is spliced from 2 exons. Gene Ontology annotation, molecular function: deSUMOylase activity.